Messenger RNA from Paramecium sonneborni, 4842 nucleotides. Lineage: Eukaryota; Ciliophora; Oligohymenophorea; Peniculida; Parameciidae. The record is from the annotation of a GenBank genome assembly.
AUGUCAAUUAUGAAUCACAAGAAGUCCUAAUUAGAAAAAGGAACUUCUUAAGAAAUGGAAUACAAGUUCAAAAUAUCACUAUUUAACAUCAUGCAUAAUAUCAUAAAGAAUAAUUUAUGCAACACUCUAAUUUAUUGUGUUUUGCUAAGUAUUGAAAAUAUAUAGAUGAUGUACUAUCCCAUUCAUCCAGUUAUAGAUUUUUUAUGGGAUAAUUAAGGUCUCAAUUACUUUAGGAUUGCCCUUCGCUAUUUUCAAUUUAAUUAUCUGAUUGAUUAAGGUGUUACCAUAUUCUUAAUAUUGUUGUACAUUUCUUUUGGAGUGAUGGUCAUUAUUGGUUUAAUAUUCUUUAUUAGCUAAUAUUAAUUAAGUCAACUUAAAUAUCAAGAAUAACAAUCAGGCUUACUUGUGUUUAGCUUCAAGUUGUUAUCCUUAUUACUUAUUAUUUUGAAUACUGUAUUGUCACUACCAUUUUAUAACAUCUUUUUGGCUACUAUCUAUUGUAGAUCAGAUUCAGCAGCUGGGGCUGAUUUAGGAUGUUAUGAGGGAAUACACAUAUUACAUAUGAUUAUAGCCAUAAUUGGAAUAGUUUUACUUAUCUUUUUUCAUUUCUCAACAACAUUAUUGUACUUUGAUUUGAAGUAAAGAUAUUAUUGAUAAAAGUCCAAAAUCAAAAUUUCCUUUCAAUGGAUAUUAAUCUGAUGCUGAAUAUGCUCGAAUGCUUUUCAAAUUCGUUAUUCCUUUUCUUAUUAUCUUUAAUGCUCCAGGAACCUACAACAGUGAAAUGGUUGUAUUAUUUGGUGUAGGAGAUCUCAUCCUACUAUUUUCAAGAUAUAAUUAUCCAAAAGGAUAUAACAAUUUCAUGUAUUUUAUAAAUCAUUUAUAUAAAUAGACAUUUUUAUAAAAUAACUCUGGAAUUAAUAGUUUUAUGGAUCAACAUUUGUGUGAUUAUUACUGACUUUUUAGAUUCAAGUUCUCCUGAUGAUAUGGGUUUAUUAUAUUUAUUUGUUUUGAUACCAUUUGUAGUAUUUGGAGGAUUGUAUGCAUUUAAAAAUAUCCUCAAAGAAUCAAUGACAUUUUCCAUAAAAAACCUUAAAAAUGAAGAGGAAGCAGAUAAUUAUUUAAAUACUUUGAUUUAAUUGAUAUUAGAUAGACAAUCUCCGAAUACUAAAAUAAAAUUAAUGGGUGUUUUAAAAUUACAUUAUGUGGUUUGUACAAAAACAGAUUGUUCUUGUAAAUAGUUGAUUUCAUAGGAUCACAAAAAGGAAGAAGGUGUAAAAGAACAUGAGACUUGGAUGAGGUUUUUGAGUUCAAUUUUUGAUGAUAUUAUAGCAGAUGAAAAAUUUAAGGAAAAUGCUCGUUUCAAAAUAUUUUAUUCUUAUUUAUGCAAUGAUGAAUUAAAAAAUAAAUAUAAUGCUUUACAUUAUAUGAUGAAGGCUGAAGAUACAAAAAAUCAUACUUUAAGAGAUGAGUUCUGUUUGUUUCGAUUUAAAUAACAUAUUGAGAGUGAAAUGUAGGAAGACUCAGAGAAAGCAUAAGAUAUUGAUGUGAAUUCAAUAGUUUUCUUUUAAAAUCAAUUAGUGGUGUUAACUAAUAUGAUUUAGAAAAGUGCCGAAUCUCAUUUAGAAUUCUGGAGGGAAUUAUAAGAAGAUCAUCCUAAUAUAUUAAAAUUGCAAAAUAUAGGAUUGAAAGUGUUGCAUUAAAUAGAUCUUUGUGAUGAGGGGUAUCAAGAAUUAGCUGAGAUAAAUAAUAACAAUCUUAAUUUAUUAGAAUUUUACAAUGCUUAUUUACAAAUGGUUGUACAUGAUAAGGAAUAAUAGGAGCAAUUAUCUUAAUAGAUAAGUUAAAUAAAGAAAUCAAUUUAUUAAAGAAAGUAAGGAGGAGGUUAAGAAUCCAAGAUAACUGAAUCAUAAGAGACAAUUAUAAUUACAAUGAGUGGUAAUGUAGGUAGUAUAGGAAUAGUGGCUAGUUGUAAUAAUGAGAUUUAAAAAUCAUUGGGUUAUCCUGCAUCUGAAUUAUUUGAAUAAAAUGUGAGUAAAAUCAUGCCUAAAAUUAUUGGUGAUCAACAUAACUAAUUAGUUGAAAAUUAUAUGAAAACAAACAAUUCAAAUAUUAUUGGAUUAGAAAGAUUUGUACUGGCAUAAAAUAGUUAAUAAUAUUUGGUACCUUGUAAGUUAAUGGUAAAAGUUCUACCAAACUUAGAAAAAGGAAUUCUUUUGGUUGGUUUUUUAAAGCCUUUGGAAAAAUUACAUGGUACUCAUUAUAUGAUAUAUGAUGGAAUUUCAUAAUAAAUAUUAAAUGUUAGCGAAUCAAUGAAAGAUUUAGGAAUAAGAGUUGAAGAUAUCGCAACAACUAGUGCAUAGGAAUAGCCAAUUUAUACAUUUGGAAAUUUAUUUAAGGAAUUAGGAGAUGUUUUAAAUAACACUCUAAAUUAAAAUGAUUAACCACUAAAGAAUUAAGUGUAUAAGUUAGAUGGUGAUGUAUAUUCUGCUGAAACUACAAUAGACGUUCAAUUAUUUAAAUAGUUAUUAUAAUCAAAUAUCCAUGAUUCAGAUAAUAAGAAAAUGGGAGGAUCAGUAAAGGAUUCAGCAGUUAUGAAUUAUAGUGGAGAUUAUAAAAAGGUGAAAGUUAAAUUAGAACUUAUAGAGGAAAGAUUGCCUUUAACAGAUGAUGGAUAGCCAGCUGGUGGUAGUAUAUAUCAUACAAUAGUUAUUCGAGAAGACAUUGAUUAAGAUAGGGCGAAUCAUGGAAAAUCAUUAAUUAAAUAAAAGUUGGAUGAGAGUAAGCAUAAUAUUAUUCAAUAAUAAUCAAUUGAUGAAGAUGAAGAUAAAUAAAAGAAUUUUUAAUCAUCAGUUGAUGAUUAAGAAGAGAAUAAAUAAACUAAAGAUAUUAGAAGUGCUUUAGAAUAAUCGAAAACACCUAGGUAGAUCAUUUAUCUUAGAUAUUUAACUUUGAUUUUGUUUCUAUCUACUUUAGCCUUAUCUAUAAGUAAAUUAGUUUUGGCAUUAUAAUAAUCGAUUUUGGUAGAUGAAGGUGUAAGUGCAGUACGUUAAGCACAUCGAAGACAUUCUUUGAUGGCAGAUAUUAAUUUAUAUAGUCGUUAUUUGUACUUAACAUCUUUUGGACAUUAUGAUUAAUCUUUAGAAGGAGCAUUUAAAGCUAAUAUAAGUGUUCUGGUUGAUAAAUUAUAAAUUAUAUAAUUUGAUAUGAUCGAAUUUAGAAUUAAAGUAGAAAGCAGAAGUGGUUUAUAGAUAGAUGAUGAUCAAUAUGAAGUUGUAUUUCUACUUUCCAACAAUGAAACUAAAACUUAUGGUAAUAUUUUUAAUGAUGCUGUCUUUGCUUAUAUUACUUCAGCUUCUUCAUUCAAAAAAGCAACUCUCUCAUAAUUUAAUGAUACUUCCAAUUCAAGUAGUGUUUCUAAAAAUUUAUUUUAUGUUGUCGAAAAUGGACUAGAUGUUCUUAGAAAUGGAUCUGAAAGAAUAGCUGAUAAAUUCUAUAAUUUUUAUUUUGAUCAAGUAGAUGGUCAAACCAUUAAUGCUAUAAUUAUUCUAAUUGCUGCUUUAGUAAUUAUUGUUAUUUGUGAAAUUGUUUAUAUACCAAUUUUCAUGAGCAUUUUUAGUGAACGAAAACGAUUAAUUAGUUAUUUUGGCAUGAUUACUAAUGAGGAUAUCAAGAAUUUAAUAGAUCAAGGUGAUAAAUUUAUAUUAGAUCAUAUCACAAAAUUUAAGAGUUCUGAUGAUAUUAACCAAAUUGAUUAACCUCAAUAAUAACACAUUAUAGAAAGCUCUUUAAAUCAAGAUCAUAGUCAAGAUGUUGUUGAUAGUCCAAAAUAAAAAGUUGAAAUAGACUAGAGAAAAUCGCUAUUUGAUUAAACGAAAGAAAAACACUAGAGAAUCUAUGAAAGUAAGGGUGGCACCCAUUAUUUCUUAAUAUUUUCAUUUAUAUUAAUAGGUUCCCUUUUGAUGGUUGAAUAUAUAGUAAUGUAUGUUUUAGAAGAUCAAUCAAUAAGUGAUGCUAAAUUAAUUAUGGACCAUUAUUUAUUCAUUUCUCGUAGAGCAAGCAUUAUAAAAUACAACAUCCUUUUUACAUUGGAAGCUUUAGUUAAUGAAGGAAAACCUAGAGUUUUUAUGGAAAAUGAUCUAUCCAAAUAUUACAAUGAGAAAGUCUAUUCAAACGAAUAGGAUUUAUUUAAAACUUUAACAUAUACUUAUCCUACAUCAUUUGAUACAUAUUUUGAUUUCUUUAAGAAUGUUAAUUUCUUAAAUGUUUGUGAACAUAUCACAUGGCUGAAGACAUUAAAUCUUAUUACAUAAUCAUUUAUAUUUAUUGAUACAACGGAUAACUUUACGAAUUAUACUUUCUCUUCAACAGAACUUGAUUAAGAGUGUAAUUCUGUUAAAGGAGGACUCUUAACUAAAGGAUUAAGAGAUGCGAUUUUCCUUGUUUCUUUAGGUAAUAAUGAAUUGUUAGCUACGUUUUCAAAUCUAAAAGAUAGUUUGGAGGCCUUCUAAAUAUAAGAACUAUUACGUAAAUACAUUUUACCAACUUUUUGGGAAAAUAAUAAUAUUUUUUAAAAAUGCUUUUACAAGUAAAAAUAAUUUACUAUUUAUUAGUUUUUUAGAUAUUCGUAAUUAAGUGUAGAUUUACAAUUUUGUUGGAUUUGUAGGAUUUUUAAUAUUAAUCUUUUUAUUUUUGUGGAUCUCAUAUAUUGCUAAAGUCUAAGCAGGAAUUUAAUAAUCAAUGAGAAUGCUUACUCUGAUUCCUGAUGAUUUAAUUGAUAAGUACACUAAACUUAAGGAAGCAAUUGAAUUUCAUGUCUUAGGAAUAAAACAGUAAUAAUAAUGA